Molecule: messenger RNA, 1065 nt
Organism: Knipowitschia caucasica
Lineage: Eukaryota; Metazoa; Chordata; Actinopteri; Gobiiformes; Gobiidae
Source: the annotation of a GenBank genome assembly
AUGACAGUGCGUCUCUCGCGGAUCCAGCUCGCCCUCUUCUUCAUCCUGCUUUGCCCCGUGAACAUCAUCGGGUUGUGGUGGGCAGUGGGCAGUCCGCUCGUCAUGGACCCCAACAGCAUCUGCAGGAAGGCCAAGCGGCUGGUGGGGAAGCAGGCCGAGCUGUGCCAAACUCAGCCGGAGAUUGUGAGCGAAGUGGCCAAAGGAGCGCGGCUCGGGGUGCGCGAGUGCCAGUACCAGUUCAGGUAUCGCCGAUGGAACUGCACCAGCCACAACAAGUACUUCGGCAAAAUACUGCAACAAGACAUCCGUGAGACCGCGUUCGUCUACGCCAUCACCGCGGCCGGAGUGACCCAUGCGGUGACCCAGGCCUGUAGUAUGGGCGACCUGCUGCUGUGCGGGUGUGAGGCCACUCGCAACCGCGCCCCUCCCCGGCCCUCCUCCUACGCCGCGGGGGACGGGGUCAAGUGGGAGUGGGGCGGCUGCGGCGACGACGUGGAGUUUGGCUACGAGAAAUCCAAACAGUUUAUGGACGCGAAGAGGAGGAGAGGGAAGAGCGACAUCAGGACGCUAAUAGACCUGCAUAAUAAUGAGGCGGGGAGAUUGGCUGUGAAGCUGUACAUGCGCACCGAGUGUAAAUGCCACGGUCUGUCCGGCUCCUGCACGCUCCGCACCUGCUGGAAGAAGAUGCCGCAUUUCCGGGAAGUGGGCGACCGACUCCUGGAACGAUUCAACGGCGCUUCCAAAGUCAUGGGCGGCAACGACGGCAAAACCCUCAUCCCGGUGGGCCAGAACAUCAAACCGCCCGACAAACAGGACCUCAUAUACUCAGACGAAUCGCCCGACUUCUGCCUGGCCAACCGCAAGACGGGCUCCCUGGGCACUAGGGGGCGCACUUGCAACAGCACGGCCCUGGACAUCAGCGGCUGUGACCUUCUGUGCUGUCAGAGAGGCUACAAAGAGGAGACUGUGGUGUUUGAAGAGAACUGCUUGUGUCGUUUUCACUGGUGUUGCGUGGUCCAAUGCAAAAAGUGCUCGGUUCGAAAAGAUCUCAGCGUGUGCCACUGA